UGUCAGUACAACAUGGAGGAUGCUCCUAGAGAUCUUGAAGGAAGCCAAAUCAGUCUCUGAUAUUCUUGUGCUGUAUUUGGAACUCCCCACAACAUUGUGCCUAGAGAAUUGCACCAUGUGUUCUUCAGACUCUAGGAAGUCCUAUUCAUGGAUCAGCCACAGGAUGUUCUCUUAGUUCUGGGCAGCUGACUCUGGGUGCCCAGAUUGGGCUGCUAGUCCAGCCAGAAGUGAGGCUGACUCGUUUUGCCUCUGAAAUCUGCCCAGGCAAUGGACUCCCACAUGGACCUGCUGACAGAGCUCCAGCUGCUAGAUAAGGUACCAACACUCGAGCGGCUCCGAGCAGCCCAGAAACGCAGAGCUCAGCAGCUGAAGAAGUGGGCGCAAUACGAGAAAGAGAUGCAGCACAAGAAGAGGAAACAUGAGAAGAGGAGGAACGUGAUCAGCCGCAAGAAGGUUUCUUUUGAGGCCAGUGUUGCACUGUUGGAGGCUUCAUUAAGGAACGAUGUUGAGGAAGUCUGUUAUUUAUUGAACAAUAACUUCAGUCCUGACCUGUGCAAUGAAGAUGGAUUAACUGCACUGCAUCAGUGCUGCAUAGACAACUAUGAAGAAAUAGUCAAGCUUCUCCUGAACCAUGGAGCCAAUGUCAAUGCAAAGGACAAUGAAUUGUGGACUCCGCUCCAUGCAGCAGCAACUUGUGGUCACAUCAACUUGGUGAAGAUCCUGAUUCAGCAUGGAGCAGACCUACUGGCUGUGAAUGCAGAUGGAAAUAUGCCAUAUGACCUCUGUGAAGAUGAGCCAACCUUAGACGUCAUUGAGACCUGCAUGGCAUACCAGGGAAUCACCCAGGAGAAAAUCAAUGAGAUGCGGGCCGCUCCAGAGCAGGCAAUGAUCAGCGAUAUCACAGAGCUAAUAGCAACAGGGCAGGAUCUAAACAUAACUGAUGUACAAGGUGCUACACUGUUGCAUAUAGCUGCAGCCAACGGGUACCUUCAUGCAGCUGAGAUUCUUCUAGAUCAUGGAGCAAGGCUGGACCUCCAGGACUGGGAUGGCUGGGAACCCCUCCAUGCUGCUGCCUUCUGGGGACACAUGCAGAUGGCUGAGUUGUUGGUGUCCCAUGGUGCAAGUCUGAGUGCCCGGACAGCCAUGGAUGAGAUGCCAAUAGACCUCUGUGAAGAAGAGGAGUUUAAAGUCCUGCUCUUGGAACUGAAGCAUAAGCAUGAUGUCAUCAUGAAAUCUCAGAUGAGACACAAAUCCUCUUUGAGCCGGAGGUCAUCAAGCACUGGGAGCAGAGGGAAAGUGGUUCGGAGGGCAAGCCUUUCUGAUCGAACAAACCUUUACAGAAAAGAAUAUGAGAAGGAGGCCAUUGUGUGGCAGCAAAUUGAAUCUUCUGAAGAGCAAAGAACCUCUGGGUACAAUGGUGACAUCAGGGAGAUUUGCUCCAAUCAGGAGAACACAGAUCCGAACUCUACAUUAGAUUCACCCACCCUCCUUCCUGAACUGGCAACCAAAAGCACACAGUGUGACUCAGAAAGUCUCCUCCAGAACGGACUGAGCUUAUCCACAGCCACUUACCAAUAUUCUAUCCCCAAUGGAGAUGUUUGGAAAUUGCAUUCCGCUGUAGACAACGAUUCUAGCCAAGUACUGCCCUAUGAUACAGUGGGGGUCCCAGAUGUUCAUCAGAUCUGGGGGGGCUACAAAGAGAGGAGCCACCAAACUCUCUCUGAGCUGAAACGGCAGAGGGCUGCAGCCAAGCUUCUCAACCACCCUUUCAUCAGUACACACUUUGGCAGCAACAUGGACGGGACAACAGAAAAUGGGGGAGAAGCUAAAGAGCACUUGUUCAAUUCCAGGACUCCUUCGUACACAGCCAAUGGGACCUCAGUUUAUUAUACAGUGUCGAGUGGUGACCCACCUCUGUUAAAAUUUAAAGCCCCCAUGGAAGAAAUGGAGGAGAAGGUGCAUGGAUGUUGCCGGAUUUCCUGAUCUAAGUUCAUUCCUAACAAGGAGAUGCACCCAGUUGGGUGGGGCAUUUUUCAUCCAUCACUGAGUCUGGGCUGUUAACCACUGCUAAAUGGGAGAAUCUGGAUGAGUCAUCUGAAGCUUAGCCAGGUUUCAUUCAUCUUUAGUAUCUUAUUUUGCUAUUGCAGUUCCAUUUUAAAAAAAAUCAAGCAGCUGUAGGCAGCAAAGUGAAGUCCAAGAGCGGAGACAAGUCCUUGUUGCAUAUGGUAGGCUACCAGAAUGAAACACAUUUCAUUUCAAAUCCCAUCCCUGCUUCUGAGCUUCUGGGGCCACAGUACUCCUGAAAACCUAGCCCUUUGGGACAAGCCCUCCCAAGUCAACUCAUUCUUGGUGCACAAUUACCCAGGGUGCAUCAACCAAACCCAGCACUUUUUUUUAACAAGCAGACUUAGUUGACUGCUUAAGACCCAGUUUGCUUGCCUAUAUGCGAGGCUUUUGCACACAGAAGACAUAUGCACUUUAAUAUGACCAACCUGAACAUUUCACUUUUUAGGUGAGAACACAUUUGGGACAUCAUGCAUCCCUCUGCCAAGCUUAUGAGCCAUCACUUCCUGAUGCACUCUUCGUAGAAAAACAGAGAAAGUUGCAUAGGUCAUUGGCAAGUUUCACCCCUUUCAUAGGUGGGUGGAAUAUUGUGAGCUCCUUAGAAGACCAAUACAACUGAAAACAAAUAGGCAUGGCUCAUGUGUAACCUUCCCCACUGCUUAUGAUAGGCAGGUCAAUCCCAGUUUAAAUUUGUCAUACUCUAAUAUUUAAUAUUCCCCAAAUUGCUGCAGGGGAAAGGUUAUGAGAGAAGGAUAAGAUGUACUUCCAUUCAUCUAAACAGUAUUUCUUACCACAUUGAUCCUUGUAACAUCAUUCGGUUAGCCUAUGAUAUUAUGCCUAUUUGAAAUGGCUCUUGAACAUUGAGGUCAGUGGCCAGUCCCUUACUCUGUUGUGAUCUUUGUAUCUGUUUCUGAUGUUUUCCAAUUUUUGCUUAGCCAUUUUUUGUCCUGCCUGGCCACUGAUGGUAAUCUGUUUAGGUUUAAAGAAGGCUAAACUUUUUUAUCCCCAGAAAGGCAGAACAGAAUGUUAUGAAUGAUGCAGGGCUGCCACCCAAAACAAGAUCUCUGUUGUGUCGAGUCCCUGCAUUGCAGUAUCUUGGCUUGAACCUCUCAAAUCAGUAACUGUCAUAGACAGUGAAAGGGAUAAACAUACACACACAGAGACAUACAUACACACAUAUCAUAUCACAACAGCGUGAAGCUCUGCUUUACAAAGAACCUGAUAAAAAGCAGAGUCAUGUCUUCUGUAGUAUUCACCUCUGCCCAAUCAGAGAGCUCUUCCCAUGGAGCCAGAAACAUUACCUAGCAGCUAAGUUUUAGAAUACACUGAUUACAUCAUUUCCAUUACAUCUCAGAGAAGCUGUAUAUGGGAGCCUUCCCCUCCUUACAUUUAGCAGAUAUAUACUACUGACCACUGCCACCUGGUGUGCACCUACUAAAACUAACAUUUAAAGCAGGACUUUAAAACCACACAUGCACUGAAUCCACAAGGAAACAAAAUGGGUAGCCACAUGAGUUACAAUAUUAUCGAGCACAUGCCACAAGUUUGUAUUCUGUUCCUAUUGUGACUAAAUGUCUGAAGCAUUGCUGAGUAGCAAAGCAGACAGGACUUGAAAAAGGGGUGUGUAUGGUUAGCAUAGCUGCCUCAGCAGCGGGCUUCUCUUUUCAUAUUUGGGUGAUAUGAAGAGAAAAUGCCUCUGAAUUAGAGCAGAAACUCACAUUGUUCCAGGGACAUGGGUUCAGGAGCUAAGAAGCAAUAUUCCGUUUGUUCUACAUCUGAUAAACAUCUCUGUGUGCACAAUGGCCCCAGUUGUAUUCAGUCAAUUCUCGACUUGUCCCAGCAAUGCAACAUCUGCCUCCAGUUUUGAAAAAGGAUAGCACUGAAAGUGUAGAAACAAUAAGCUGGGCAUUUCUUCCAACAGAAUUGUCCUCUUUCGACUAAACUACUCUGACAUGGGAUUUCUUUAAUUGACAGGUCUGGAGAUUUGACUGUUUAGUCAUAUGUCUUAAUUAAAUUCUCAUUUUCAUACAAACUUGAAAAUUAUAAAGUGUCACUUUGCUCUUUCUGGUUUUCUGUGCAAUCCUUACUCUCCCACGAAGGUGAAAAACCCUUUUUGUGCAUUCAGUUGAAGCAUGGAAAUGGGGGACGUGUCUGUUGCUGCUGCUCCCAAAUUUGCACAUGUUCCUCUAAAGAAAGGCCUGUGUGUGAAGAAGACUUGAGCCAAAUUCUUUCCAUGCAUCCAAACAAACGUGCAGCCAGCCCAAAGGGAAGCGCACGCUGGAUGUUACUGUUUCAUGAGCAUGUUUCAUGUUAAAUAGUUAUUGAAAUAAGAAAUGGUUUGCUACUAUUAUCCACCACUCCUCCAACAAUUAUGAAUAUCAAAUAGCAGAGAGUUAGUGGACAGCCCACUUCAUAUUGGAUAUGCUGAUUAUUACCGCAUGAGGUGUGAAGUGCCUCUUAACAGUACCUGCUAAAGUUGCAAUCCUAAGCAGUUAAAUUGUUCUAAGCCCACUGACUUCAGUGAUCCUAGAAGGGUAUACUUCUGUUUAGGAUGGCACUUUUACUUGGAAGUCAGUCCUACUGAAUUAAGUAGAACUUAAUCCAGAGUAAAUACACAGGAGACUAAAAUGCAAAAUUCUUAUUUCACUAGCCCCUCAUCAAUGCUUUACUUAUCAACAUUUCUCUUUGAACUGAAAGGUAAGAUUUCAAAGGAAAUAGUUGUAGAGGACAAACAGAUUGCAACUUUACUGAAGGGUUGCCUUCACAAACAGGGAUCUCCUCCUGUUUUUCUUCCACUAUUUAUCUUUCCUUGAAAAGUAAAAAUUGGCUUUAUCAGAACAUUCUGGCAUAAAGGAGGAGAGCAUAUCUAAACAUCCUACCCAAGUCACUUUUAAAGUUGGUUUCCACAAGCAAUCUGUUUCUGCAAAGAAUGCUGGGAAAUUGCACCCCCCGCCCAAGAGUUCUAGCAGCAGCGAGUGUGCUGUUCGUAGCUCAGAGAUGGAGAAUCUGCUUUGCACACAGAAAAUUCCAGGUUCAAUGCUUAGCAUUUCCAGUCAAAAGGAUCAGGCGAAAAACCUCCACCUGAGAUUCUGAAGAGUUGUUGCUAGUCAUUGUAAACAGGACUGAGAAAUCAGCUUCAUGUGUUCAGGGGUUUAUUUUUGUACUGAUCAAAUCCUUCCAGGAUCCCGUUAUGCUGUGUAUCAGUGAUAUAUAGUAUUCUGUCUUGCUCAUCAGGUGGUAAGAAAAAAUAGAUUGGGGUAAAUGUUUGUGCACCCAAGGAGUUUGUAAAAGGGCAUAUGAUGUUGCUUUACUACCUUUUCGGGGGGGGAAAGUUGAACCAGCACUUGAAUAUUCUCUCUGUAUAUUCUGAACAUAUGUUCCUCAUGUUGUCUGCUGCAGAGUUUUCCAGUUUUCCAAAAUGAUCAGAGUCUUGUUCCAGGUGACUGAAACAGCUCAGGUGUGAAUAGUCCUUGCAAUUUGUGCGUAACUCUUGGCCAUCUCAGCACAAGCUGACCAAAUGCCUCAGCAUCCCUGAAAGAUGCAGAAAGAGACAAACUUAUUCAUGUAAUGCUUAUCCUGCUCUGGUCCCUCUUGCCCAUUCUCAUCAAUAUAUUUACAUAUAUGUGUUGCGUAUUUGAGUCUGCAUGUACCUCCCGCUUUCAAUGAGAUUGCUAGUAUCCUAUUUGUUCUCUAUGCAUUUUCUUUAAUACAUUUUUCUUGCAUGUGAUGGGGGAGACUGACUUAUCGUCAAGAAAUUCCUACACAGAGGAAAUCUGUGAAGCAAAACACAUUGCAUGGGCAUAGGCAGUUCAUUUCACUGCAGGUACAUUGAGCAGCUUCUGCAUGCUGUCAUGCAAAAAAACACAUUCAACACCACACUUUGAACCAUGCAGAAACACCCCAAACCCACCUAGUCCUUAAAGAUUAGAAUUUAAAAUCCAGUUUUUGUCAACAUGUAUGAGAAGUGUAAUUUGGUAACAAUGCCAUUGGCAUAAAUCUGUUAAAGGAAACGUGAGAUUUACCACAGGUCAAAACUCCAGGGUGAGCUUUGCAAACCCACUCACACAAAUGAGAGCUGGGUGACUGAUACAAUCCUGGAGGAUGCUUUAUCUGCUGGAGUAUGAAAGUAGCUGUGAAGGGGGUUAAUUUCCACAAAAUCAUUUUUUUAAAUCUAUGAUUAGUAGUACAUUUUCUCCAAGGUCCGGUUAUAUACACAGUUUCCCCUCAAUUUUAGCCUGACAGCCCAGUAACUUGGGUUAAGCCAACAGAGUGUCACUGGCCCAAGGUCAUGCAGUGAAUCCCAUGGUUUCCGAGGUUUUUACAAAAAGAUGUUAGUAGAUUGUGUAUUCCUUUGUCAUAGAACUCAACAUGCUGCCACAGAACUCCUUGUUGUAGAAUGCUGGGUCUUAGUGCCUACUUAGUCCUGCUCCUCACACCCGUUUGAUGAUAGUCAUUCAACUAACUAUAAAUGCUCUUGUAUCAAAGUACCAUGUUCGAUAAUGCACAAAAUAAUGGUUUUGGUAAGUCAGCAUGUAAAAAUGAAUAAUUCUCAUAUUAUUUCAGGACUAUAUUCAAAUGUGGAAGUGUACAAUUUUCUCAACCGCUGAACCUCAAAUGACUAUACUAACAUCUUUAUCUGAGACACAGUAGCCAAACACUCAAAUCACUACAAUGCUACAUUGGCUUGCUUGCAAACAUUACUCAAAUGAUCCUGGCCUAUGAGGCUUGAACUAAUUCUGUUUUCAGGCACCAGCUCUUAAUUUUGCACAUGGAUUUAUUUACUAGGAUACUAGAAUCUAAAUUCACCCACAUCACAGACAGUAGGAGAAUGUGUAAGCUAUUACUUGAGAAGCAGCAAAAGGAAGAAUUCUCAUAAAUGAUAUCAAGUAUUCCUAAAGGCAAAGGGAAUUUUAUGAGGGUGAUCCAGAGCUUUGGGAAUGGACCCACAUCAAAAGAAUCAUUCCGUCGUUUUAGUUGGAUUUACCACAAUGCAUUCCUCUCAGGUUGUGCAAGGAUAGCUCAUGUUAUAUUGUGGUAUGUCUGAUGAUACUUUUAAAAAAGGGUUUUGAUAGAUAAUAGCAUUUCAGUCCUCCCAGGUAACUUUAGGUAUUUAGUGUUUGUAAAAAUUUCAUCCAGGCCCUAAACCUAAUUAUUUUUUCUACUUUCAUCUCUUAAAAAGACAAAAAUUAAAUCCCAAAGUAUUAUUCUUGUAGUAUUAUAAGCAGUACUAUUAUCUUCUUCAGGGUCUUUCAGGCUUGGCCUACAACUAAGCCAACUGUUGAAGCAUGAAACCCCCCAAUGAAAAUUAUACACGAUUGCUUUAUUAUGAAGGACAAUUUCUUUUGGCUGAAGCAUCCAGCAGUGCGGCCAAUAUGUUAUGUAGACAGCUCCUGGAUUUUUCAGGAUGGCUUUCCCAAAAAUGAGACACCUAAAAACAACUUUAGUUGAUCCUAUUGUAGCAACAAUACUGCGUCUUUUAAUUUCCCGUUUUAGUUCCACAGUGUGCAGGCAUAGCAAUAACCUGUAACUCAUCUGGGAUGAGAUUUCAGUCAUAACCAUGACAUUCUUUACACAAGAGCAAUCCAGUUAAUUUGAAUGGGACUAUUCUGCUAUAAACAGGAUUGCAACUCUGCCCAUUCUGUUUGGCACUGAGGAUGUAACAAGUCUUCACUUUUACUCAAAGAAAAUGUACAAAAUGUUUCCAUUGAAAGACUGCAGCCCUUCAAGGUAGAUAUGGCCUUAGAAUUAAGGCAAUAUCUCAGCAUUUGACUUUUCUUCCUUGCCUUGCCUAGAAAAGAGGAAAUGUACUGACCACAAUAAGAUCUACAAAAUGUAUAGUUAAACUUCUGCAUAGGCAAAAACUCUGGUCAGCCCUUUGCAAUAACUUGACUCCAUGGAUCUCUAGAGAUGAUACACAUAUAUUAAAAUUAUGUAUUUUACUAAACUACAUACCUGUAUAUUACAUUAGCAGCACUGUGUAUAAAAAUGUCAUUUUUGACACACAGAAUCUAAUAUAUUAAACUUUUAAAAGAAGGAUUAUUUGAUAUUUUAUGGAAUUGACUUCAUAUUGCUAUAAUAUAUGUAUGAGAAAAUAUAUUAAACUGUCUGAGGGUCUGAUGCCAAAAAGAGUAUGUGUGACAGUAUUAGUUUCUGACUUCAGUGUAACAAUUUUUAAUUUAAACUAUUAAAUUUCUUUUAUUAACAA
This is a messenger RNA of Sphaerodactylus townsendi, 8269 nucleotides long. It is a transcript of the gene PPP1R16B, whose product is annotated as protein phosphatase 1 regulatory subunit 16B. Gene Ontology annotation, cellular component: cytoplasm. NCBI's taxonomy places the organism in Eukaryota, Metazoa, Chordata, Lepidosauria, Squamata, Sphaerodactylidae. Bases 268 to 1983 code for a protein of 571 amino acids. The record is from RefSeq and is a predicted model, not a curated record. The transcript has 11 exons. Gene Ontology annotation, biological process: establishment of endothelial barrier; regulation of sprouting angiogenesis. Gene Ontology annotation, molecular function: enzyme inhibitor activity; protein phosphatase regulator activity; protein binding.